AUGGAUUCACGGUUCUUUGACCGUCAAUUGAAGGAUGUUCGAUAUUCACCCUAUAAUCUAAUAUCAAUUGAUUCACACGGUCAUGGAGAAACAACAGGUCGGGGCGAAGACUUUACCUUCUGGGACACUGCUUCAGAUUCACUACAACUUCUCACUAAACUUGGUCUGGAUCAGUUCUAUGUACUUGGAACUACACAAGGAGGUUGUAUAGCCUUACGAAUGGCUCUACUCGAACCUCAACGAGUCAAAGGAUUAAUUUUGCUUGGAACUACGGUCUACAGUGCAACAGAACAAACUAAAGCCAAUGCUCGAAAGUCCCGUGAUAAAUGGUGUGAAACAAAGAUUCCUUCGGACGAAGCAAUAGUUGCUAGAACAGCAUCUUUUGGUGGUCCAACACGUGUAGACGAAAAAGUCUACGAAAAACUUAAGGAAAUGUGGAUCAAACGAUAUGCUGGUCCCGAAGGUUAUGAUCCAGUACUCAAUUGUCUCCUUAACCGCGAUGCAAUCGAUGAUAAACUCGGCCAAAUCAACGUCCCAGCGUUGGUUCUACACGGAGCGGAUGAUCGUGUGUUUCCAGCGCAAGAUGCAAAAGAGUGGAGUUCAAAACUGCCUAAACUAUGGAAAUUUGAGAUCAUAGAAAGAGGCGUUCAUCAUCUUUCAUUAACAGAGCCUGGCGACGAAGUUGCUGCUCAAUUAAUUCCACAAUUCAUAACAGAAACAUUGUAG
Molecule: messenger RNA, 726 nt
Organism: Rotaria sordida
Lineage: Eukaryota; Metazoa; Rotifera; Eurotatoria; Philodinida; Philodinidae
Source: the annotation of a GenBank genome assembly